This is a messenger RNA of Jaminaea rosea, 2397 nucleotides long. Its product is annotated as FYVE-domain-containing protein. The record is from RefSeq and is a predicted model, not a curated record. The transcript has a single exon. Bases 1 to 2397 code for a protein of 798 amino acids. Lineage: Eukaryota; Fungi; Basidiomycota; Exobasidiomycetes; Microstromatales. Gene Ontology annotation, molecular function: metal ion binding.
AUGAACGCUUCAUCCAAUGGCCACCUUCCCAUAGUCCGUUUCCUCACCACGAAGCAUCAUGCAGACCCUUUUCAGCGCAAUUCAGCAGGAGAGACGGCCUACGAUGUCGCUGCUGCUAGUUUUGAGAUCUUCAUCUGCCAAGUCCUAGAGAGCUACGAAGCAGAAAGGUGGAGUGCCUUGAGGUUCGCCUCGGCAGCCGGUGCUACUCAGCAACGCUCGUACAAUCCCCUCUACCUUCACACAACUGUGCCCGUACUCAUCUACCAAAAUGAACGCCUCGACACAAGACUAUCCGCCCUUGCUACCAAUGGAGGCAGACCUCGAUGGAGUGGAUCGGGAGCAGGACGACCACAUAAGCCAGACCGCAGAGCACCAGGCACCUUGCCGCCUGGACCUCUCUCGUCUUCACUCGCCCGCCACACACCCAUGCGUCGAGAAGACGUCGAUUUGCCUCGACGCUCGCAGCCCUACAAGCUACGUCUGCCAACCAAGAGUCAAAGUCGCGCAGCAGCGAUAGCGGCGCAGCACCGUCAACGAGCCAACGGUGAAGACUUCUCUACCACGCCGACACCAGAAUCGAUCCUCGAGCAACAACGCAGAGGGUCCGUCUCCUCAAGCGUUCGCGAACAAGACGAGCCAUCCCACUUCUGGCUCUGCGACUGGCAGCUCGACCGUACUCAUCCUCAAGCCGAUCACGUCGACGGAUGGCAAUAUGCGCAGUCGUUCGACGCCGCAGAGGACCGAUGGAGUGCACAGGUCCCGCCUCCCUUGACUAGGCUGCUGGAAGGCAAAGGACUAGGGUCCGCAGUAACCAGAGCCAUCUCGGGCGGCCACUUGCCUGGGCCAGGGCAGAGCAGCGUCUUGGGUGACUCCAAUGGCGACAGCGAAGCAACGCCGACUGGAUGGGUGAGGCGCCGGCGAUGGGUUCGGGUGAUGCGACGCAGGCUCGACAUUGACUUUGGCGAUGAGCUCGAGGCGGCUGAGCUGUCUGACCACAGCGUCGAGGCCACCCAGCUUCACGUCGACCUUUCGUCCACCACGACUCGAACCGCUCAAGAGGCUGCCCAAAUUGAAUGCGAUGAGCUGGGUGCGGACGCCGACUAUGUGGCCAAGGCAAUUGCCCUCGCUGGCGCUAAGGAAGGGGCCACGCCGGCCGAUGCCAUGGGAGAUUUGAGCCCGCAAGCCCUGCAGAGCCGCAGCGUUCGACUCGAGCUCGCCAUCAAUGAGCUGCGAGGCUCAGCAUUUGACGAUCAAGACGUGGAGCGUAGGACUCGCGCGGAGGAUUUGCUCAAAGAGUUCACCCUUCAAGUCAGCCAGCUCCGCCAGGCUGCAGGAAUGGGUGAAGGAGAUGACGCAAAUGACGAUGAAGAGGAAGAGGAUGACGACGAGGAAUUCAUCUACCCCAACUCAUUCAAGGACACGCAAUCUACUAUCACCCGCAUCGCCGGAGCCUCUCAGGCUGGCAACCUCGCCACUAACAGGCCCGCGAUCGGACCACGCGUCAACUCCUCGUACUCCGUCUUUGGCAACACGACGCCGGUAGCCCCUCCCUCGGAGGCUGGAGCGACAGCGAAAACCGCCUCAAAUCAUCGUUCAGCGGAUCUCGCUCGAGCUACCGAGUUCCGCGUACCCACCAACGAAGCUCCCGCGACGCUUCCUAUCCACCAGCACCCGACACUCCGCGAAGCAACCCUGAUUCCAAAUUGGGAGCCAGACGAGGACGCAGCGGACUGUCGCAAUUGCGGAAAACGAUUCACCUUCUUCACUCGCAAGCAUCAUUGUCGCCGCUGCGGUCGUAUCUUCUGUGCCGACUGCUCCUCGCACCGCGCUCAACUUUCGGCAGACGAGCUGGUCAUCGACCCGGGCGUGCCUGAGAUGUUCUUCGCUGAGUCGAGCAUGGGAAUAUCGAGGAUCUGCGCCGGGUGUCACGCAGAGCGGCAGCUGCCCCCUGCUUUGCGCAAUACGAGAGGCGGAGCCGAUCUAAUGCUGCGGAGUGCUGCGCAAGAGCGCGGUGGUCCUAGCACGGCAGAUGCGGCCGAGGGGUAUGGCGCCACAACGACGGCGUUCAGCAGCUCCGUAUCCUCGCGUGCGAGCGAACUGAACGAAUGUCCGGUCUGCAACGUGACGCUCGCGCAAUUUGGUUGCCAGCAAGACCAAGAAGAACACCUUCGCAUCUGUCUUGAAAAUGGCGGCGGUGGUAGCGUGCAGGGCGGGCGUUACUUGGUGUACAGGCUGCAGGAGGACUCGCCUAUCAUCUCAAAGGAGUGCGUCAUUUGCUUCGAGGAGCUACUGGCUGGCCAGGCCGUUGCAAGGCUGCCGUGCUUGUGCUUUUUCCAUGAGCCUUGUGUUGCUAGCUGGCUGGGAAGGGGGAAAAGCUGUCCUACGCAUGCGAGAUAA